GACGAAGAUCGCGCCGUCCCAGCCCGCCCGCCAGCGUCCACGCCGCUCCCGUACCCUUACCCCUGCCGGCCCUUGCCGGCGCGACCGGCGGCCAUGCAGCCCCAGGGCUGAGGCGGCCCCAUGGCGAAGCCAGCGUCCCCGCGGUCCGGGCAACGACGGCGCAUGGAGAACUUCCGUAAGGUGCGCUCGGAGGAGGCGCCGGUAGGGGGUGGGGCUGAGGGGGGCGGCCCGGGCUCCAGCCCCUUCGCGGACCUGGCGCCUGGUGCUGUGCACAUGCGGGUCAAAGAGGGCAGCAAGAUCCGGAACCUGCUGGCUUUCGCCACUGCCAGCAUGGCGCAGCCAGCCACGCGCGCCAUCGUCUUCAGCGGCUGCGGUCGGGCCACCACCAAGACCGUCACGUGCGCUGAGAUCCUCAAGCGCCGCCUGGCGGGCCUACAUCAGGUCACGCGGCUGCGCUACCGGAGCGUGCGCGAGGUGUGGCAGAGCCUCCCGCCGGGGCCCACUCCCGGUCAGAAGCCUGGCGAGCCGGUUGCCAGUCUCAGUGUACUUAAGAAUGUGCCCAGCCUCGCCAUCCUACUUUCCAAGGAUGCACUGGAUCCGUGCCAACCCGGCUACCAGCCCCCGAGCUCCCAUCCUGGACCCUCGUCCCAGCCAGCUACACCAACGUCCAAGAGGAGCCUAGGGGAACCUGCGGCUGGAGAAGGCUCUUCGAAGCGGUUGCAGCCUGAGCCAAGCGCUGCGGAAGAGGACCAGACGGCCUGAGAGCUUGUGGGUCUGGUCCACGUAGACGCGCUGGAUCUCACCCCCAGGGCCUCGACCUUGAGACGCAUCUCCAACCUUUCACGCCUCGGUGCUCUGGACAUAGCUCCUCAGACGGUCAGCAUGGACCCCAAGGCAACGAGAGGGACCCCAGGGAAGCUUCGUUCCACCACUUGUGUUGUCUGAAGACGCAGAACUCCACCUUCAGCUUUUCUGAGCCACCCUGGAACCUUCUUCAGGGAGGGAAUGGUGGACCAUGGGAAUCC
Messenger RNA from Enhydra lutris kenyoni (northern sea otter), 1025 nucleotides. RefSeq names its product ribonuclease P and MRP subunit p25. The transcript has a single exon. The record is from RefSeq and is a predicted model, not a curated record. Gene Ontology annotation, cellular component: ribonuclease MRP complex. Gene Ontology annotation, molecular function: RNA binding. Lineage: Eukaryota; Metazoa; Chordata; Mammalia; Carnivora; Mustelidae. Gene Ontology annotation, biological process: tRNA 5'-leader removal. The coding region runs from base 121 to 762 and encodes 213 amino acids.